ACCCCAAAUCACUCGAUCCAAACAUGCCACUAUUAGUCUGAUGAUGGGACUAAAUUGGGUUUGCAGUUCCCGGGAAAAGCCGUUAUGUUUCAAUUUCCAGAAACUGAAAUUGUGACUCCUCUGUUUACAAAAAUAAACUCUGAAAUGAAAGCCCGCGAACCACACACCGUCGAUCUUUGAUUUUGUUGUCCUUUCUAUUUAAACACACCAAAACCCAUCUCAGAGAUUCAUUUAUGUUUGCAUUUUAAUUGAAGUUUCUUGCGUUCUCCGCCUUCUUAUCUUCCAGUUCUUUAAGUAGCCCAUCAUCUCUUUCUGCUAUUUCAUUACUGCUUACUUCAUUAGUUGGUUUGUUUCCUCUUUUACAGUUUUUCCUUCAGAGGGUUCCCUGCUUCUUGCUAUGGGGUGGUUUUUCGAGUCUCAAAACACAAUCUACAAGCCCGUGAAGGACGUUGAUCUGAGCCCUAACAGUGAUGAGUUUUAUCUCAGAGCCAAUGUCAAAGCUCCCCGUAUGGCUGGAUUUCUUAUUAAAAUUUUGGCAUGGAUUUUGGAGUCGAGAUUUUUUGCAGCAAUGCUGCUCUACAUAUUGAAGGAUGAAAUUUUAGUUCACAGGCUCAUUUCAUUUGCAAAGUUAGAUGAGCUACCUUUGUUUGUUCCAUGCCAUCCUUGGGAAGACCAUAAAGAGAAGGAACUUAAUUCAAUAUCAUGUGAUUCAUCUCCACCUGAGAGAGUUCAACAAGCAUUGGAAUGCCUUCCUCCAUGUUCGGAAAUUGUACAAAAUACUACGAGUCCCAGUUUCCGACGUUGGACAAUACUAGAUUAUUCAAGAGCCUAUAUUUCAGGAGAAAUCACCCCACUGAUGGUUGCAAAACGGAUUUUAGAUUCUGUGCAUGAAUCUUCCUACUCUUCCUUGCAAAUAUCAUUCUUUAUAAACCAAAAUGCUGAAGAUAUUUUAAAGCAAGCUGCCAAAUCAACCCAUCGGUAUGAAAGAGGUGAACUAAUUUCAGUUCUGGAUGGGGUCCCCAUUACUGUUAAAGAUGAAAUUGAUUGUUUGCCAUAUCCAACUACUGGAGGUACAAGGUCGUUACACAAAAUAAGACCUUGUGUCAAUGAUGCAUGUUGUGUCAAGCGCCUAAGGUCAUGUGGUGCUAUACUUGUUGGAAAGACCAACAUGCAUGAGCUUGGUGCUGGAGCAAGUGGGAUCAACCCACAUUAUGGUGCUACUAGAAAUCCUUAUGAUAUUAGCAAGGUCUCUGGAGGUUCUUCUAGUGGAUCUGCUACAGUUGUGUCAGCAGGACUCUGCCCUGUUGCUCUUGGCAUUGAUGGGGGAGGUUCUGUACGGUUGCCUGCUGCUCUAUGUGGUGUAGUUGGUUUUAAACCAACUUUUGGAUGUGUUUCUCACUUGGGUGUUCUUCCUUUCAAUUGGACAUUAGAAAUGGUUGGAAUACUAGCAGGGACAGUUGAGGAUGCAUUCAUUGUAUAUGCAGCUAUCAGUGGGGACAUCUUAUCAGAUCAACCUACUACUUUAUUGCCCAAAUUAUAUUUUCCAUUGCUGAAGUCGACCAACUCUAUCCCCAAUGUUAAAAUGGCAAAAUAUGGAGAGUGGUUUAAUGAUUGCACUGAUGACAUUAAAAAAUGCUGUCACCAAACUCUGGAUCAGCUUUGUGAGUGUUACGGAUGGGAGGUAUUUUUCAAUGGUUAUAUGUCUAGUAACCUUACUGGUUUGUUUUAUUUGCUAGCGGUGUAUGGAUGGCAUUUGGGAAUCUCUUGUAUCUUUCCCUUACUAGAAAAGACUGUAAAGGUGACCAUACCAGAGAUAGAAGUGAUGCGCCUGGCACAUUAUGUGACAAUUGGAUCUGAGUGUAAAGCUGCACUUGGAGCUCAUCUGGAGAAGAUGGAAACUUCAGAGUUUGGGUAUGAUGUAAGGGUAACACUUUCCCUAUUUGGAUCCUUUAAUAGCAAAGAGUAUUUGACUGCCCAGAAAUUUAGGAACCGACACAUGCAAUUUUACAUGAGCAUUCUUGAGAGAGCAGAUGUCAUUGUCACACCUACAACAGGAAUAACUGCAUACCCUAUAGUGGAACAAUCUGUGGUCUAUGGUGAUUUUGAUUACAAAAAUGCAGCUGCUCUAGUACGGUUCCAGAUAGCAGGGAAUUUUCUUGGAUUGCCUGCAGUGACUGUUCUGGUUGGAUAUGACAAGUUUGGGAUGCCCAUUGGCCUUCAGUUUAUUGGGUGACCAUGGUCAGAGCCAACCUUAAUCCGUAUAGCUCUUGCAGUGCAGGGCCUUUGCAUCUCAAGCUACAGAAAGCCGAAGGUUUUCUAUGAUCUGCUUAGUAAGGAAUAGGAUUCAUAACAACCAAUAUGAAGCUAAGACAAAGAUUGAACUGGGUCUUCAAAAAGAUAGAAUAUGCUUAUUGAAGUUUUCAUACUGCCACUAUUUCGGGCCUUUCUUAAUAAAGAGACAAGCAAUUUGUCACUUAAGAGUUUGGUCUCUUUCACAUUGUUUAAACCUUGCCUGUUUUGCACUUUAUGAGCUGAUUGAAUUGUACUGCAAUGGAACUUUCUUUUCAGAAUUAUGUUCAAUAAAUAUCCACUUGGAUCUGCAACAAUAAAAAGAAGUCGUUCAAUUGUUA
Molecule: messenger RNA, 2630 nt
Organism: Macadamia integrifolia
Lineage: Eukaryota; Viridiplantae; Streptophyta; Magnoliopsida; Proteales; Proteaceae
Product: fatty acid amide hydrolase-like
Exons: 20
Coding region: 398-2233 (611 amino acids)
Molecular function (GO): catalytic activity
Source: RefSeq, a predicted model, not a curated record